AUGAAGCUACCUGAAGGAUAUGCUGAAAGAAAAGGUAUCACUCUCCCUAAGAAUGUUGUUUGUAAGCUCCUUAAAUUGAUUUAUGGUCUUAAACAGGCAUCUAGGCAGUGGUAUAAGCGAUUUUCUUCUUUGUUAUUGAGUCUUGGAUUCACAAAAGGCCAUGGUGAUCAGACUUUGUUUGUCAAACCAGUUGGUAGAGAUGAUUUUGUUGCAGUUUUGGUGUAUGUUGAUGAUAUUGUUAUUGCCAGCACUACAGAUAUUAAGGCUACUAAAUUGACAGCGGCUCUGAAGCAACUGUUCAAGCUACGAGAUUUAGGAUGUAAGCCUUCUUCUUUGCCAAUGAUUCCUAAUCUGAAGAUGUAUAAAGAGCAAGGAGAUUUGCUUGAAGACAGAAAGCAAUAUCGUCGGAUUGUUGGGAAAUUGAUGUAUUUGACCAUUACUCGGCCAGAUAUCACCUUUGCCGUUAACAAGUUAUGUCAGUAUAUAUCAGCACCUCACACUCCUCAUUUAGCAGCUGCUUAUCACGUGUUGGGAUACAUUAAAGGCACUGUUGGCCAGGGACUUUUCUACUCUGCUAAUGCUGAUCUCACUUUGAAGGGUUUUGCUGACUCUAAUUAUGGGGGCUGUUUGGAUAGUAGACGAUCCACUACUGGUUUUACGAUGUUUGUUGGUGACUCUCUAAUCUCUUGGCGAUCAAAGAAACAACACACUGUUUCUCGUUCUUCUGCAGAGGUUGAGUACCGUGCCCUUGCUCUAGCUUCUUGUGAGUUGGUAUGGUUGAGUGUUUUGCUUCGUGAUUUGCGUGUCAACACUGCUGUAGUUCCUAUUUCAUUCUCUGAUAGUACCGCAGCUGUGUACAUUGCCACUAACCCAGUUUUUUACGAAAGGACGAAACACAUUGAAAUAGACUGUCAUACAGGCAGAGAUUGCUUGGAUGUUGGUCUUCUGAAACUUCUUCAUGUCAACACCGAAGAUCAAGUGGUUGAUAUUCUAACUAAACCAUUGUUUUCUCCUCAGUUUGAACAUUUAAAGUCCAAGAUGAGUAUUCAAAACAUUUUUCAGUGCACAUAA
Messenger RNA from Camelina sativa (false flax), 1071 nucleotides. NCBI's taxonomy places the organism in Eukaryota, Viridiplantae, Streptophyta, Magnoliopsida, Brassicales, Brassicaceae. The record is from RefSeq and is a predicted model, not a curated record.